UAACAGGGUUGAUUUCGAGCAGUCGCACAAACACGCUGCCCGAGUUAUCGAAACCACGCACAUCACUAGACCACUAGCUUCGCGUGUUUUUUUCGAUGGCUGUGAGGGCAAAAAAUAUUGCAAAAGAACGGCUUUUUACACGUAAUUCGAGCGUUUUUCCAAGCAAACUAAUGCAAUAUACGAGCCAGACACUAACCGCCACAUUUUGUCGAUAAAAUGCGUUGGAACAGUGCGCGAAUGGAGUGAGCAGAAGAAAAAAUGCGAAGCGUGGACGGCUGCGUGCAAAAAGACGAAAAUUUUAUACCCCGAAAUCGAGACGCGCAGAAGGGCGAAAAGACAAAAAUUUCCUUCUGACCGUCACUGAAGAUUGGGGAUUAGUUAUUGCUAGCAAUUGUGAAAUUGCAUAACCCCGUUCCUCGAUUUCUGUGUUAUUAAACAAACAAAUAGAAUCUGAAACUGAGCAUUAAUUGUAUAAGCAGAAGCAAAAGGCGGCGGAGCAAGGAGCUCUCGCGGCAACACCCGGGGCAGGGGGUUCGGUUCCGUUCUUGUUCAGUCUCUGUCGAGACCGAGGCAAAAUCCGCAAAUCUCUCGGCCUCUUGGUUCAGUUGUGCAGCGAACUUCCGUGACGUCGGUUGUUGUUUUUUCUGUUUUCGGUUUCGGUUCUGUAUUUUGCGGUUUGCGCGCGUAAAAUUCGCCUCUCCUGGUGCCGUCUGCCCGUCUCCGCAGAAACACCUCCGGGGGAAAAAUUCUACCUACGAGAAGUACAGCAACAACAACAGAGCGCAAAAAAAAAAAAAAAAGAGCAGGAAAAACCAUUGUAAGGAGAACGAAUCAGGAGGAGAGCAGCUUCGCCCCGAGAACGACAACAACGAAAGUGAGUGGGGAAACCGGAACGGAAGAAUCACAGCAAACGGCAUGCAAAGCGUGUAAAUGCAUAAAAGAUGAUGGAGGCAUUGGAUAAGAAACAAACCAAGCCGACGUCUAACCAGGAUGCUGAUGAAGCGGGAGAAGGUAGUGGCUCGGGUAAUGCUCGGGGAGCAGCGGCGGGAGGUGCUGUUGUCGGCGAGGAGGACGAGAUUGAAGACCCUCAUCAUACGCUGGGCGUGGAGAAGGAGGCGGACGAGAAACUGCUGCCGGCACAAGAGCAGAAGCAGGAGCCGGAGACUCGGAGCACCCAUGACGUGAUAGACUUGACUCUGGCAAAUGGCCAGGACAGCAGUGAUGGGCAAGAGAGGGCGUCGGAAGACGGCGAGGCUUUUGAAGAUGCCGGGGAAUACCCUGUGGAUAAUGUUGAAGGCGAGAAGCUGGAUGAAGAUGACCAGGAGAAGAAUGAGGAUGUCCAGGAGAAGGAUGACGACGUCCAGCAGAAGCAGGCCCUAGACAUCCAGAAGCAGGAUGAAGAUGUCCAGCAGCAGCAUGAGGAUGUCCAGCAGCAGGAUGAAGAUGUCCAGCAGCAGCAUGAGGAUGUCCAGCAGAAGCAUGAAAAAGUCCAGCAGCAGGAUGAGGAUGUCCAGCAGCAUGAUGAAGAUAUCGAAGGAAACAGCCAAAUUCUCGCGGAAGAGAAGGACCUAUUAUCGAAGGCUAAAGUAGAGUCUGAGUUGGAUGAAAAGAUGGAUUCUCCAGGAGAUCAUCAAAUGGAGUUCCUAUCUGACUCGGAAGAUAACCAGAAACUCGAUCCUCAAGAGGCCAAAGUUGAGGCCGAGGCGCAGCCUAAAGAAGAACUUGAAGAGGCGCAAAAGGAGGUGUCUCAUCCCUUGAAUGUGGAGUCUGACAGCGAGGAUGAGCAUGAGGUUACGCCACCUACCAUCGAUCUCGACUCUGACAGUGCGGAAGAAGACUUUCAUUCUAUAGAUGACAACAAAAGUCCUGCGGUGCCCAGUGAAGGGGAAAACGAAGAAGCAGAGGCACCAAAAGAUGCACCAGUUGAGGCGUCGUCCCCGUCCCCCACGGAUGCCCUCGUGCCCGAAAGGGAAGCAACGCCGUCACCCACUCUGGAAUCUCCCCAAGAAGACUCUGGUGAAGAGGACUCUCCGGCGCUGACAAUGGACGUGGAUAUUCCCAGCAGCGAUGAGAAGGAUUCCCCUCCUGAAGUUCAGCCGGAAAUCAAGGCCGAAAUGAAAGUUGAAGCACCAAGUGAGACCUUCAAAGAUUCCCCGUCGCCCAUUAAACUGAACGGAGCUCAUCAGGAAGCCAAGGAAGAGGACCAGAAAUCAGAGGCGAAGGAGAGACGGGACAAGGACGAGAUGGAGAAGCCUCAGGAGCAGGAAGCCCUCAUUGAAGAGCCAGGCCAAGAGCCAGAAUUGUCUGUGAUAUCAAACCACUCUGAAGAGACUCAUAGCGUUGAGGCCAGACCAUCGACCAGACCAGCAGUAGCAGUAGAAGAUGCUCACGUGGAACCUACCGCAGGCCUUCCUUUGAUCCUGCCGACUCGUCGGAGCCGCAGCCGUAGUACCAGCAGCGGCAGCAGCACGGUUAGUUCCGCCUCGCAGCCCCAGCUGGUCAUCGAUCAUCCCGACAGCGAGCAGAAUAACAGGGCGCAGUCACUGAAGUUGCCCUUGAAGCGCCGGCGCAGCAAAAGUUCCACUGCCAGCCAGCCCGAGAAGCAGAUGAAGUUGGACGACAGUGGCCCUUCCUCGUCUUCUCUCCUCCUGCAGCGCCUGCAAGCACCGCCGCCACCAACAGCCGCGGCUAAUGGGCCGCUGAGCUGCGCCAAGUGCGGUCUGCAAUUCGAUUACGAGAGCUUCCAGCAGCUGAACGAGCACCAGGCGCAGUGCAGUGGCGGGAAGAGUGCAAGCUCCAGUGGCACUACAUCGUCGCGCGUCAAGAAGGAGCGCUUCUUCCGCUGCGCCCAGUGCUCCAGUGUCCACCAGUGCUGGAACUUCUUCCUUCACAUGCGCGAGGUGCAUCAACGUUACAUCUGCCUGUACUGUUCGCAUGUGUAUCCCAGCGUGGAGAAGCUGUCGUUGCAUCUGGAGAACAAGCAUGACAUCGACCAGAGCCACUUCGCGAAGGAGGCGUGGGCUGUCCAGCAGCGGCAAGAGGAUCGGCUUAGGCAUUUGAUCUGCUGCACCUGCCAGGCUACCUUCGCUCAGGGUUCCGAGUUCGAGGAACACGACUGCUCCCAACUGAUGCAGCCGUGUGCGCUGUGCGGCGAGCGAGGUGGCCAUGUGCUGGGCUGCAGGAACAGCAAGCGGAAGCCGAUCAGGAAGAAGAGAAAGACGCGCAAGCUGCCGGAUCCGGUUAUUCCGCCACAGCAAGUCCAGCCCCCGCCUCAGGUACUUCUCCCGCCGCAGGUACAUGCCCAGGCGCCGCAGUAUAUACCUCUUGAAGCACAUCCGGCGCAGGAACAGCCACAGGCACCGUUCCCACUACAACAGUCUUCUCAGGACAUGUAUCCGGUUGAGAACAUUCCAGCUCCCGAGCCUAUCGAGGAUCCCCCGGCGCCGCCCAUCCCCAAGCUGGUGGUGCCCAAGAUCAUGUUGCGGGUGCCCAAGGAAUUCCAGAAGUCGGUGGAUGCUGCUCUGAGCAGCACGGACACCGAGGAGGAGGAGAUCGACACGACGCAACCGUCGGAGGAAGCGGCGCCAGUGCCUUUAGAGGAUGUGGCACCAUCCCCUCCCGCAGCAGCUCCGCCAACCAACAGUCUGGAUGAGUCGCCGUCGGCCAAGCUGAGUAGGGUUCUCGCCGAGUUGGAGCGCACCAAGCUGGACAUUGAGCGCACCAAGGCGGACAUGAUUCACAAGAAGCAAGCCAAGGUGAUUCCGGCCCAGGAAGAAGUGCCAGAUGUGGAGCCACAGGUGGCGGAUCCUCCUCUUCAGCUACAGCAGCAGCCGCAGCCGGAAGAGCAGCGCCGCUGGUCGCUGACACCACCCGCAUCUCCGCACAACAAUACCAAUCACAUCAAUCUGCCGGAACAGCCUCCAGCUCCCGUCAUCACCGAGUUCCAGGAUCGAGCCGAUGCAGUGCGUCGCAACAGCUUGGGCAGCGACUGUAUGGACAUGGACGACAGCAUCAAUGGACCCGAAACAGACGACAGAAGAGAUCAUCCAGUGGAAGCAUCGGUUGCCGCUCCCCAAUCCUAUGAGGAACCUGAAAUCCUGGAAGUAACCGAACCGCCGCCGCCUCCUCCGCCUGCUGAUGGCAUUAUAGUGGCCGGACCAGACACACAGACCAUGGACCUGCAACUAGACCGCGCACUGGACAGAAUCUCAAUGGUGGACUUUGUGCGUCUCUGUCUGCGAACAGUUUAUGCGACGUGCCUCUACUGCAACCAUGCGAGGAGGAUUGCAGUGAAUGGAAAGCAGUUGGUUCUGCACCUGAUUCGCCAGCACAGAUUCACAGCCACCGUUGACAGCAUUACAGCGGAGGAGCUGCACGCGGAGACUAUUGUGGCGCGCCUCAAGAGCUUCCUGCCCCAACUCGAACAGGAGUACUUGAACUCGGCCAGCUACUGCAGCAUGGAGGACGGAAAGUACGUGGAACCGUUCAACGAGCGCAUCUACGAGUGCUUCUCCUGUCGCUUCGUCACCUCGACCCACAAGGAGCUCUACACCCACAACCGGCGUCUGCACAUCAAGUCCAACAUCACCUGUAUGAUGUGCCAGACGAACUUCUACAGCUACAGCGAGAUCCUGUGCCACAUUUGUCCCGGCGAGGCGGCGGGUAGUAUCUACGACCUCAACUUCCGUUGCUGUUUGUGCGAUGUGGCCCCCUUACCGUCGGCGUUCCGCCUGAUGGUCCACCUGAGGAAGCAGCACCAGGCUUGCGACAUUUGUCUGGAGGACUGCCAGAACCAGACGAAGCUGUCGGCCCAUGUCUGGAAGCACAAGCUGCUGCAUCUGUGCUAUCGGUGUGGGAUCGCGUACCGCAACAAGCAGGACAUAUCGAAGCAUCUGUUCUGGAAGCAUGGAACGGAGAGUGCCAGCUGCAAGCGAUGCCUCCAGAAGCGUUGGCGACACGUCUACCACUUCUGUGUGCCGCCCGCCCAGUUCUCGUGCGAGCAGUGUGGCUUCAACUUUAGUAAGGCCAUCUACUUGGAGGUCCAUCAAAGGAUGCACACUGGCGACUUCCGGUACGCCUGUGCCGAGGAGGGUUGCGAGGAGAAGUUCGUGUCGCGAAAGCUACUGCUGAAGCAUGCCAGCAGCCAUGUGGUCAAGGAGAUUCCGGAGGAGGCCAUCGAAGAGCCGAAUGACAGUGCCGCUCUAAAGAGCGAGGACGUUAAGAAGGAGGAGGGAGAGGACGCUGAAGCACCGUCCCGACAGCCGGACGAGAAAAAGGCGCCUGGAGAUUCUGCCGCAGGGAAGGAAGAGCCUGGGGACACCAAAGACGCAAAAGCUGGCAAGGAUUUGGUGCCAAGCAAAUCGGAGAACCGGAAGAAGCGUAAGAAGGCCAAACGCAAUAAGGAAUCCCUCGAGGACCUGAACCUUAUUGCGCCCAAUCUCUCAGAGUCGGAUAGCAGUGACGACAGCGACUCGGACGCUCCGAGGAGCAGCCAUCAGGAGGUGCCGGCUCUGCCCAUGCGAUCCUCUGUAGAUGAUCUGGACAUGCCAAAGGUAAUGCUGUCGCCGUCGUCUGAGAGCGAUGGUGACGAGACCGCAGACUGCAAGCCCAAGGUCGAGGAGAAAGCUUCGGAGAAAGCCCCAGACGAUGCCAAGGAUCCAGUCGAGAAGGAGGAUACCUCCGCCAACGCCGAUUCGGAGACUAAGAAGGAGGAGGGCGACGAGCAGGUCGAUGUCUCCAUUUGGAAGAACCUAUUGCAGAACCAACCGGUCGGCACUGAAGGCCAACUGUCGGUCAAGCAGGAGGAAGACCUGGAAGUCGAGAUGGCCAACAAACCACCAGCCAAGCUGCAUGUGGCAUGGUCCGACCACGACUACUGCAAGCUGCACCGCACACCUCCACCGUCGCCCGCCAAGAAACCGGCCACUCCCAAGUCCGCCAAGAAGGGUGCCGGACGGCAUAAUGCCUCUAGCGACAGCGACAGUUCCAGCAGCUCCAGCUCCUCGGACUCGGAUUCGUCGAGCUGCUCCUGCGGGUCGAACUGCAGCUGCAGCUCCAGCAACAGCAGCAGUUCCAGCGACGAUUCGGACGACUCUGCCAGCUCCACAGCAGCAGGAUCUCCGCAGAAGCGGCAGCGCAAAAAGUCGCUCCGCCAGAAGAAGAAUUCGGAGUCAACGGCCCGAGGAGAGCCCAACGAUCGCGACAAGGAUCCGGAGAACGUCAAUAUUUCGGUCGCGAACGAGGAGAAUCUGGCAGCUCCGCCGUCGCCAAAGCCGCCCAUGUACAAUGAGUCAGACUUCGACACCAAUGUUUCGGAUACGGACGAGGAGUUCUACGAUUCUCAUCCCCAGAAACUGGCCAACGAGCUGCUGGCCCAGAAGCGCGAGGCCCUCCUGGCGGAGCACGCCCCCCUGGGGCCGAGCAACAACUACGACAUUGUGGAGAACAGUCGUCCGUCGACGCCCUCGCUGCCGGAGGAGGCGGCCGCCUUCGCCGACAAGCGAGAACGUGUGCGGAACAAGAAGAAGAAGCGAGAACGAAAGUCCACCUGCAAGUCCGGCAAGAUGCCGCCUGCUAUGGCCAGCGAUCAUCAUCUGGGUAUGCCGGGAGUGGUGCCCCUGCCCGUGGAGCCGUCCCCAGUCUUUCCAGUUUCAACCGAUUCAUCCCUUUUCCCAGUGACCCCGCUCACCCACCGCCAUCUCCAGCCCUCGCUGACCCGCAUGAGCGAGGGCAGCAGCUCCGAUGCCGACGGCCAAUUGAAGCGAUCGAAGCGCCAGCGCAGGCCCAACAAGUUCUACGGCUACACGAGCGACGAUGAGAACAUGAGCACCAUUUUGGCGCCGCCUCUGCAGGUGGGAAUGCAGCUGAUCAAGCCGCAGCCGCCGCCACAGCUGACCUGGGCCAAGGAGGACCUGCCCACGCCGCCGAAGCAGCGCAGCAGGAACAACAACCAUCAUCAUCACUCGCACAGCAACGGAGGAACACCGCUGGCGGGCUCCUCGUCGAGGAAGCGCAGUAAGCAGCGAUCCCUUUUGGGAGCCGGCAGCAGCUCCAGGUCCGCCAAGCGUCACAAGCCCGACCGUGAGGAGCACCACGGUCUGCCACCCAUUCCAACCCUCAAGAUUCGACCCAGUUUGCUGCCCAGCAGUGCUCCCCAAUCCGAUAGCAGUGACAGCAGCUCGGAUGACGAGGAUGUGGAGGUGAAUGUGACCAGCCUGGUGGAUUCCCCGCAUCCAGCAACGCCUCUAGCGGCGCUGCCGCCACCACCUCCCGUCUUGGCGCCACCGCCCGUGGUAGCACCAGUACCUAUGCCGCCAACGCCGGCCACCACGGCCUUCAACCAGCCCAUUCCGCCCGCUCUGCUCCCCAAUCCCGGCUUCGCCACGCUGCAGUAUUUCAAGGCCAACAACAUCCGGUACCCGAUCCGGCCACCGGCAGGAGCUCGUCUGGCUCGGGAGGGGGAAUGUGUCUACUGUUACUGCCGUUGCCCCUACGACGAGGUGUCCGAGAUGAUCGCCUGCGACGGGGACAACUGUCAGAUCGAGUGGUUCCACUUCGAGUGCGUGGGCAUCAUGGUGGCGCCGCAGGGCAAGUGGUUCUGUGCCGAGUGCCGGCCCAAGUACUCGGACGGUGCCAAGCCCCAAUAAAGUGGAUAACAGGAUGCAUCUUUCCAAUCACAAAAUAUAAACUUUAACCCGAAACCCCACUACAGAAUGGAUUACGCUUAUUAAUUGAUAAAACCAACAAAAAAAAUAGAAAAUAAAACUAUUAAACAGAUAUCAAUAUCAAACAUAAAAUUAUAAAAACAGAAAACAAAAAAAAAGAAAUCUUAAGUAACAUAUUGUAUAGAACUUGGAGGGCACUCCUCCGAGACUACUCCCCAUGCUCAAAGAGACUCUCCGAGGAGAGGUCUUCAGCUAAGCUACUGCAUCGAUAGCUUAUAUAAUAUAAUACCAUAUAUAUAAAUAUAUAUUUCUGUAUACCCUAAUAUUGUAUGUAAAUACCAGGAGCUGCAUAGUUCGCGUAUGCAGUUUUGUAAAAUAGUUAGGAUACGUGAGAGAGGAGUUGGUUGAUAGGUGGGUCCCAUCAACAAACAAAACUAGGCAUUGGGCUUAGCAGUCCCUCAAGUAUAGAUUAUAACUAAAUCUAUGUAUAGAUGUAUCUAAACCUAAACGUGUAAUGACUAUUGAUAAAGAACCAUGUCUAUGAUUGGCUGCAGAUCGAGCUGCAAUCAGUUGUGAGAGGAAUAAAAGUGCAGAAAACGAAACCUUGAGAUGUAAAAACUAA
Molecule: messenger RNA, 8286 nt
Organism: Drosophila ananassae
Lineage: Eukaryota; Metazoa; Arthropoda; Insecta; Diptera; Drosophilidae
Gene: MESR4
Exons: 4
Coding region: 942-7646 (2234 amino acids)
Source: RefSeq, a predicted model, not a curated record